AUUAUUCUAACAAAGCGUCACUUGUGCAACGAUUUCAGACUAGAGCUGCGGCAUUAACGUGCCCACUGAAAAAAAUAUUUUUCUCGCGCCAAAUAAUUUAGCCGAUUCUUCAAAGAACUACCUAAUAUCGAUUGAACAAUGGUUUAUGGAAAGGAAUAUACCGAAAAAACAAGGCGACGCGAAUUGCAGGCGAGUUUCAGCGUUGAAAGUUACUCAUCCGAGAGCGGUAGCGACGGAGAAAUAGGUAUAACAAGUUUAACUGAUACCAGAAAACCUGCCCACUCACAAAGAGCAAAAACCAGUUUUCACCGGCUUAUAAACCAAAUGGGUUCAAGCACAAGAAAACUAGAGGAAGAAACUUCAGGGCUUCUACGCGACUUGGUAAGAUUUGUAUAGAAGAGAACCGAUCAAAAUUCAUCAAAAACGUUCCUAAGUUUCAUUUAUUAAGGUGCUGAAAAAUUAAUAGUACAACAAGGGUGCCUCCAAGACUGGGUUUCAUUUGAGGAAUGGCCACAACAAGGAUUUCGGCCACGAACUCAAAAGCUCGAACAUUUCCUUAUAAAUAUUUCUUAGAAAUAUAGUUUGAUUCAGCUUCCUACAGCCAACCAGCUGCUUCCGUCUGACAGAAGCCAGGAGAAAAGAUAAUAAGCUGUCUUUCAAAAAUAUACUGUCAGUAGUUGUAGAGACUAUGUCGAAUUCUAAAAAUAAAAAAAACGGGUGCAGGGCAUAUUUGGAGUUUAUAGAUGCAUAUUUUAGGAUUUAGAAAUUUAUAACGUUUUGAAUUAAAUAGUUAAAAAUUUCUCCAAUAACAGCACAAAACAAUAAGAUAUAAACGCCAUGCAAUCGUGAGAAUUGGGUACCUUUUAGACGAAGUCAGUAUCCGAUUAUUAACGUCGUUUUCGUCGCAAGACUAGGUGCUUAAUUACCACAUAGCAAAACUCCAAUUAUAACAGACAAUGCAAAACACGAAGUUUCAAACACUUAUCAAAACAUUUUAUUUCGGGAGUUACUAAAACAAUCACACAACAGGUAUUUUCGGUAUAAAAUUAAAAACAACUUUUUGCUCGGGUUUUUUCUUUUAAUUCUGAACAUACACUUAUCUUUUUGUAGUAAUUAUAAAAGACAUCGGAUUAAUGGGCAACCUCGAGUUAUAAUUACUUUUCCCGCGUAUUUUUAGCUCUUGGAAAGAAAUGUCUGCUUGACUAUUCUAUGUUUUUGACAUUUCACCAUGACAUUGUUUUUCUUUUAAUUAAUUGCCAGCAUUGUUUUGAAUAAUGUUUCCACUAUCACUUGCAUGCAGUGUCUCUUAAAUAAAGUUUUCAAUUUAAGUCGAAAAUUUUUAACUCCUUAUAUACUUGAACGACAGAGAGUCGAUUUUUAUUUACGACAUUUACUUGUCCCUGAGCUUGUUUUAAAAUUAUCAACAACAUUUCUUUCCGACUUCAGAGCUGUGUCGAGUUCUAGUUUAAAAGUUUAUUCCCAAACUGUCUUUUUAAACUUUAAAACGACAUCGCAGUCAUUGUUCCUAACAUAAUGAUUUCGAUAAAAGCAUGUUGACCAUGUUACGUGUUUUCUUUAAUCAUCUCUUCAUUUUCUUCACAGGAUUCUCUUCGCUCGCAGAACCUAAGCACCGGUAGACGACUUCAGCGACUUGAAAAAGUCUCAGACGCCAUGAAAGGACAAAUGGAGGCUUUUACUCUCAGACAGGGCAGCAAGCCAACGACGUCUUUAUAGCAAACCUUAACAACGCAAAAAUAGAAAAGAAAAGAACGAGGUUUUUUGAAAUUGUACGUCACUUUUUCACAUUAAUGAGCACCCGGGACUUGCAUUGAUCGUACCAAAUCAUCCCAGGAACACCCCUAGGGUUCUUUUAAGAUACGGGGAAAAGCCCUGAGGAUGAGGCUGUACGUACGACCCUAAGGAUUUCAUUCAAACUUGAUGUAUUCUUGCCAUAGCGUUUCCCGGCCUGUUUAUUAAUUGACCAGUUUCCUCCGAAAGAAGAGCGCAGGUAGAGAGUCCUCUAGAAAACCAAAGCAAUAAAAUCCCCAUGAAAUAUUUAGGUGCUGAUGUUUCACUUUCGUCUCUAUAGAUAUAAUCAAAACCAACUGGACUUAAGCGUGUUUGAUUGAAAUUUCUAAAAUAAAUUGAUAUACGGAUAACUAUAAUUUGUUUAUUGAUAUUACUCACUCAGUUAGAAUACAUUCCGGCACGCUUGCAGUGUACUACAAUUUAUUUACAAUUUGAAUCAAGAGUGUAAAAUAAGGACAUUUUUUUGACUGCCUUGAGUACACGAUUAGUUUUAAAUCAUAAUCACUUAAUGUGUGUACUAGUUACAAGUACAAGGACGCAAAACAAGGGUUCGUAUAUCAAGUAGAAAACUGAUUAUUGAUGAGUAAAACACCAUGAAAGCGUACUUUUUAAGCAAAACGCUACGAAAAACGUAACUAUUUGUCUAAUUUCAGGUUCCUAAAUAACUGGGAGUCUUGAGUGAAGAUAUGUGAUUGAAAUUUUUCCAGACAAGGACUUGCCAUACACAAAGCGCCAGUUACUCAAUGCUUGUUUAGAGAAGAGCAACCUGCGAGCUAACCUGCAAUCAGGCGAAACGGCUGAUCGCAUGCAGGCUACUUGCGAGCAAGCUCUUCAAUCAUGGCGCGCGAAACAGGCGAGCACUAGCGAGCAGUGAAGCCGCGAGACUUCACGCGACUCCCCAAAAUGAAGAGCUUGCCCGAAGGCUUAGAUGACUUAGAGAAGAAUAACUACAAAAGAUCCUCCGCGCGUUAUACGCGUACCUCAACCAACCCUCUAUCCACUUGCC
Messenger RNA from Porites lobata, 2815 nucleotides. The record is from the annotation of a GenBank genome assembly. NCBI's taxonomy places the organism in Eukaryota, Metazoa, Cnidaria, Anthozoa, Scleractinia, Poritidae.